Molecule: messenger RNA, 986 nt
Organism: Serinus canaria (Common canary)
Lineage: Eukaryota; Metazoa; Chordata; Aves; Passeriformes; Fringillidae
Gene: DNAJB13
Product: DnaJ heat shock protein family (Hsp40) member B13
Exons: 8
Coding region: 1-951 (316 amino acids)
Cellular component (GO): cytosol
Molecular function (GO): protein-folding chaperone binding
Source: RefSeq, a predicted model, not a curated record
AUGGGGCUGGACUACUACGCUGUGCUGGAGUUGGACCGCGGGGCCACCGCCGACGACAUCAAGAAGGCCUAUCGGACGUUGGCUCUGAAGUACCACCCGCUGAAAUGCAAGGAGCCAUGGGGCCCCAAGAGGUUCCACCAGCUGGCCGAGGCCUACGAUGUGCUCAGCGACCCUAUGAAGAAAGGUAUCUACGACAAAUUUGGGGAAGAGGGGCUCAAAGGUGGCAUCCCCUUGGAGUAUGCGAGCGACAACCCCUGGAGCGUGGGAUACGUGUUCCACAACAACCCUGAGAAAGUCUUCAGGGAGUUCUUUGGAGGGGACAACCCCUUUGCAGAGUUCUUUGCCGAGGAUGGCUCGGAGGUGCUGCUGCCCUUUGGGGGGCCCCGAGGCCGGGGGGCCCUGCGUAGGGACCCCCCCAUCGUGCGGGAUCUCUACGUGUCCCUCGAGGACCUGUUCCACGGCUGCACCAAGAAGAUCAAGAUCUCCCGCAGGGUGAUGAACGAGGACGGACAGACCAGCACCAUCAGGGACAAGAUCCUGACCAUUGACGUGCAGCCGGGAUGGCAGCGUGGCACCAGGGUCACCUUUGAGAAGGAAGGAGACCAGGGCCCAAACAUCAUUCCAGCUGACAUCACCUUUGUUGUCCAAGAGAAGCUUCACCCAAGGUUCAAAAGGAUCGAGAACAACCUCCUUUACGUUGCCAACAUCUCCCUGGCAAAGGCACUGACUGGAUGCACCCUGGAUGUGUGGACGCUGGAUGGGAGGCUGCUGAACAUCCCCAUCAACGACAUUGUGGACCCCACGUACUACAAAAAGGUGCCCGGGGAGGGGAUGCCACUGGCGCAGGAUCCGCAGCGCAAGGGGGACCUCUACAUCUACUUCGACAUCAUCUUCCCCAAGAGGCUCAGCCCUGAGGUGAAAAAACUCCUGAAAAGCAUCCUGCAGCCCUAGGGACAGGGACCUUCCCCCUCUCCACCUCGCCCUUA